Molecule: messenger RNA, 6339 nt
Organism: Heterocephalus glaber (naked mole-rat)
Lineage: Eukaryota; Metazoa; Chordata; Mammalia; Rodentia; Bathyergidae
Source: RefSeq, a predicted model, not a curated record
CGGGGUGAGGCGCCCAGGUGAGCGCGCGCGGGUGGCGGCGGAGGAAGGUGACAGCGAGGAGGGCGGGCCAGUGAGGGGAGGCUGUACGGACCAAGCCUCGGCCCGACGGACGAACGGAGCGACGGACCGACAGACGGACUUACCGGCAGACAUGCAGGUGGCCCGGCUUUAGCCCAGGCACAGGGCUCGGGUGCAGCCAUGGAGCAGCGGCUGCGCGCUCUAGAGCAGCUGGGUCGGGGUGAGGCCGGCGGCGGCCUGGGGCUCGACGGUCUCCUAGAUUUGCUCUUAGGGCUGCACCACGAGCUCAGCAGCGCCCCCCUGCGCCGGGAGCGCAAUGUGGUGCAAUUCCUGAGCUGGGCCACCCCCUUCGUAACAAAGGUGAAAGAGCUACGCCUACAGAGAGAUGACUUUGAGAUUUUAAAGGUGAUCGGCAGAGGGGCCUUCGGGGAGGUCGCCGUGGUGAGACAGAGAGACAGUGGGCAGAUCUUUGCCAUGAAAAUGCUGCACAAGUGGGAGAUGCUGAAGAGGGCCGAGACGGCCUGUUUCCGGGAGGAGCGAGAUGUGCUGGUGAAGGGGGACAGUCGUUGGGUAACCACUCUGCACUAUGCCUUCCAAGACGAGGAAUAUCUGUACCUGGUGAUGGACUACUACGCUGGUGGAGACCUCCUCACACUGUUGAGCCGCUUUGAGGACCGUCUCCCACCUGAGCUGGCCCAGUUCUACCUGGCCGAGAUGGUGCUGGCCAUCGACUCGCUGCACCAGCUGGGCUAUGUCCAUAGGGAUGUCAAGCCAGACAAUAUCCUGCUGGACAUGAAUGGUCAUAUCCGCCUGGCUGACUUUGGCUCCUGUCUGCGACUCAACAAUAGUGGCAUGGUGGAUUCAUCGGUGGCAGUAGGGACACCAGACUACAUCUCCCCGGAGAUCCUGCAGGCAAUGGAGGAGGGUCAAGGCCACUACGGCCCACAGUGUGACUGGUGGUCGCUGGGAGUCUGCGCCUACGAGCUGCUCUUUGGGGAAACACCCUUCUAUGCAGAAUCCCUGGUGGAAACCUAUGGCAAGAUCAUGAACCAUGAGGACCAUUUGCAGUUCCCCUCUGACGUGCCUGAUGUUCCAUCCAGUGCCCAGGACCUGAUCCGCCAGCUGCUGUGCCGCCAAGAGGAGCGGCUGGGCCGUGGUGGGCUGGAUGACUUCCGGAGCCAUCCCUUCUUUGAGGGUGUGGACUGGGAGCAGCUGGCGGCCAGCACCGCCCCCUAUAUCCCUGAGCUUCAAGGGCCUGUGGACACCUCCAACUUUGAUGUUGAUGAUGACACCCUCAAUCAUCCUGAUACCCUGCCACCACCCUCCCAUGGGUCCUUCUCCGGCCACCACCUGCCAUUCGUGGGCUUUACCUAUACCUCUGGGAGCCUCAGUCCUGAGAGCAGCUCUGAGCUAGCAGCUGCCCAGGAGUGGAAGCUCCGCUGUUUGGAGGAGGAAAAGGUGGAGCUGAGCUGGAAGUGCCAAGACCACCAGGAGCUGGCACAGCUGCAGAAGGAAGUGGAAACUCUGAGGGAGAGGCUGGCAGAGACACUGAGGGACAGCAAGGCCUCCUUGUCCCAGAGGGAUGGGUCCCCUGGUGAUAGCCCAGGCCAAGUCAGUGACCUACAGUCGGAGAAGGACCAGCUUCAGCAGGAGCUGGCUGAGGCCCAGGCAGGGCUGCAGGCACAGGCACGGGAGCUAUGCCGAGCCCAGAGCCUGCAGGAGGAACUACUGCUGAGGCUGCGGGAGGCCCAGAAGAAAGAGGUGGCCACAACCAGCCAGAUCCAGGCCCUGAGUUCCCAGCUGGAAGAAGUCUGUGAUAUCAGGAAGGAGCUGGAGAACCAGGUGGCCAGCCUGAGCCAGGAGGUGAUGAGACUCCGGGGACCACAAGACCGAAGCCUUAAGAAGGAAUCUUCCCAGACCAAGACCGUCCAUGCAGCCUCUGAGACCAAUGGCACUGGAUCAUCUGAAGAGGGCACUCAUGAGGCCCAGCUCCUCAAGGAAGUGGCCAUCCUGCGGGAACAGCUGGAACAGGCUUGCCGCUAUGGCCUUUUGCUCCUCAGGCCCAAUGGGAAGGAGGAGGCUCUGUGCCAGCUAAGGGAGGAGAACCAGAGGCUGAGCCGGGAACAGGAGCAGCUGGCCGAAGAGCUGGAGCAGGAACUGCAGACCAAGCAGCGGCUGGAAGGCGAGCGGCGGGAGACUGAGAGCAACUGGGAGGCCCAGAUUGCAGACAUCCUCAGCUGGGUGAAUGAUGAGAAGGUCUCGAGAGGCUACUUGCAGGCCCUGGCCACCAAGAUGGCUGAGGAGCUGGAAUCCUUGAGGAAUGUGGGUACCCAGACAAUCACCACCCGGCCUCUGGACCACCAGUGGAAGGCGCGGCGUCUGCAGAAAAUGGAGGCCUCAGCGCGGCUGGAGCUGCAGUCAGCACUGGAUGCUGAGAUCCGAGCCAAGCAAGGGCUGCAGGAACGGCUGACGCAGGUGCAGGAGGCCCAGCUGCAGGCUGAGCGGCGCUUGGAGGAGGCUGAGAAGCAGAACCAGGCCCUACAGCAGGAGCUGGCUGCACUGAGGGACGAGCUUCGGGCCCGUGGGCCAGGGGACACCAAGGCCUCACACUCCCUCAUUCCCUUCCUGUCCUUCCGGAGCACAGAGAAGGAUUCUGCUAAGGACUCUGGCAUCUCAGGAGAAACCCCAAGGCCUGGGGUAGAGCCUGAGCUGAGGCCAGAGGGCCGCCGAAGCCUGCGCAUGGGGGCUGUGUUCCCCUGGGUGCCUGCUGUUACUGCCACCUCUGCAGAAGACCCUCCUGCUAAGCCUGGCUCUCACACACUGCGUCCCCGGAGCUUCCCAUCCCCCACCAAGUGUCUCUGCUGCACUUCGCUGAUGCUGGGCCUGGGCCGCCAAGGCCUGGGCUGUGAUGCCUGCGGCUUCUUCUGUCACUCAACCUGUGCCCCACAGGCCCCGCUCUGUCCCGUGCCCCCCGAUCUCCUUCACACAGCCCUGGGGGUGCACCCUGAAACAGGCACAGGCACUGCCUAUGAGGGCUUCUUGUCGGUGCCAAGGCCCUCUGGUGUCCGGCGGGGCUGGCAGCGGGUAUAUGCUGCCCUCAGUGACUCGCGCCUACUGCUGUUUGAUGCUCCUGACCCUCGAGCCAGCCCAGCCAGCACUGCCCUCCUGCAGGCCUUGGACUUGAGGGAUCCCCAAUUCUCUGCUACCCCUGUCCUGGCCUCCGAUGUUAUCCAUGCCCAAUCCAAGGACUUGCCACGCAUCUUUAGGGUGACAGCCUCCCAGCUGACUGUGCCUCCGACCACGUGCACUGUGCUGCUGCUGUCGGGGAGCGAGGGGGAGCGUGAGCGCUGGCUCCAGGUGCUGGGGGAGCUGCAGCAGCUGCUGCUGGAGGCACGGCCUCGGCCCCGGCCUGUGUACACACUCAAGGAGGCCUACGACAAUGGGCUGCCUCUGCUGCCCCACACACUGUGUGCUGCUGUCAUUGACCGGGGACGGCUUGCCCUGGGCACCGAGGAAGGGCUGUUUGUGAUCCAUCUGCACAACAAUGACAUCUUCCAGGUGGGCGAGUGCCGCAGAGUGCAACAGCUGACCCUGAGUCCCUCUGCGGGCCUGCUGGUUGUGUUGUGCGGCCGUGGCCCUAGUGUGCGCCUCUUCGCAUUGGCUGAGCUGGAAAGCACCGAGGCGGCAGGUGCCAAGAUCCCUGAGUCUCGAGGCUGCCACGUGCUGGCAGCUGGGCGCAUCCUGCAGGCUCGAACCCCUGUGCUCUGUGUAGCUGUCAAACGCCAGGUUCUCUGCUACCAGCUGGGCCCAGGACCAGGGCCCUGGCAGCGCCGCAUCCGGGAGCUGCAGGCACCCGCACCUGUGCAGAGCCUGGGGCUGCUGGGCGACCGCCUGUGUGUGGGUGCCGCUGGUGCCUUCGCUCUCUACCCACUGCUCAAUGAGGCUGCGCCCUUAGCACUGGGGGCUGGCCUAGUACCUGAGGAGCUGCCACCGUCCCGAGGGGGCCUGGGUGAGGCAUUGGGUGCUGUGGAACUCAGCCUCAAUGAGCUCCUACUGCUGUUCACCACUGUUGGUGUCUACGUGGAUGGCACCGGCCGCAAGUCACGCAGCCAUGAGCUGUUGUGGCCAGUGGCACCCAUAGGCUGGGGUUACACAGCCCCCUACCUGACAGUGUUCAGUGAGAACUCCAUUGACAUGUUUGACGUGAGGAGAGCAGAAUGGGUGCAGACUGUGCCGCUCAAGAAGGUGCGGCCUCUGAAUCCAGAGGGCUCCCUGUUCCUCUAUGGCACCGAAAAGGUCCGCCUGACCUACCUCAGGAACCGGCUGGCAGAAAAGGACGAGUUCGAUAUCCCCGACCUCACUGACAACAGCCGGCGCCAGCUGUUUCGCACCAGGAGCAAGCGCCGAUUCUUCUUCCGCGUAUCAGACGAGCAAAGGACGCAACAGCGCUGGGAGAUGCUGAAAGACCCCUUUGUGCGCUCCAAGCUCAUCUCACCGCCUACCAACUUCAACCAUCUUGUGCAUGUGGGCCCUAAUGACGGGCGGCCAAGCGCUAGGGCUCCGGAAGAGAAGGGCCGAGGUGCCCGUGGCUCCGGCCCACAGCGGCCCCACAGCUUCUCGGAGGCUUCGCGGCUCUCGGCAUUUAUGGGCAGUGAUAACCUCCCUAGAGACGCAGACUCCAACAUUUUGUUCUCCCAUCCCGCUCUUGCAGCAGUGAACAGGAAACCUUGGACAUCUCUGUCCAGCGAAUCAGUGUCCUGUCCCCAGGGGUCUCUGAGCCCUGCAGCCUCCCUGAUAAAGGUGAGCCAGUGGGAGGGGCUUUGCCCUCACCCAUCCCCAGACCAGGCAGUUCUGUCUGGCGCUGAGGCUGGAGGACAAGCUGAGCCCACCCUGCCCUCUGCACAAUCUGCCUCACCCUUUGCAGGUCUCAGAGCGGCCCCGGAGCCUCCCUCCAGCCCCUGAGUCAGAGAGUUCCCCAUGACACCCACUGGCAGAGCCCACCCCAUACCAGGACAGAGAGCCGUGAGGGAGCGAAGAGCUUGAGGAACAUCAUUUCCCGGCUGGCCCGGGACCCAUGGAGACUCAGACUCAGGGAGGGCCUGUGUUCUCAGGAGUAGGGUCCUGUCUCCCCAUCUUCAUCCCCCUUUCCCUCAGCUCCUGCCCUAGCCUGUGCUGGCCACUGGGGAUACAAUGGCCCUGGUGCUCAGGGGUAAUUGUGCCAAAGCUCUUCAUUCCAGUGCCAAGCCUUGGGAAACUUGUAAGCAUUAGGAUGAGGGAUACAGGAGGACAGGGUCUCUGGAGCAGGCAGGGGUCUUGUCUGUCCAGCCUCUGGCAGAAGCCGAGAUGGGGCACGUCAGGGUGUCUGCUGAAGGUUGGGGUGGGAAAGACAGGUAUUUUUGUUUAUUUGUUUGUUUUCUGGUACUGGAGAUCGAACUCGGGUCCUUGCGCUUGCAAGGCAGGCGGCAGAACCACUGAGCUAAAUCCCCGGCCCUUUUUUGUUUUUUAAAGGAAAGACAGGUUCUGAUUCAGAGGAAAGGACAGAAAAGGAGGAUGAAGGAUGUAGGUAAAGGAGGCAAGAGAGAGCCAGAGUGAAGGAGGAGGUGGUAGUAAUGGGAAGGAGAGAGAAUCCUUCCAGAGGAGAGGGAUAAAAAAAUCAAUCAAGAAGAGGAGGGUGAGACAAGACGGGGGUAAGGGCUGGGGAUUUAGCUCAGUGGCACUGUGCCUGCCUUGCAAGCACAAGGUCCUGAAUUCGAUCCCCUGUACCAAAAAAAAAGGAGAGAGGGAGGAAAGAACUGGGGAGAGAACCCAGACCUAGGGGUCCUUUCUUUGGAGUGGGCUUGGUGGAACUGGGAACAGGACUGAUGUUGUCAGUUUAUCUGCCCAGGGGGAGACAAUUCCCAGGCAGAGAUAGGAAGGGGAGGGUAUUUAUAGGGGCUUCUUGGUGGGAGACGGACACCUGGCAGGGCCACCGGAGGGUCUCCAGGCACUCUUUGGCUCUUCCCAGGAAGGAGGAUCCUUUUUCUCGAAGCUUCAACCAACUCUGUAUUAGGGGAAUAUAGGGGGCAUUUUAUUAUCAAUCAAUCAUUAUUGUUAUUAUAUUACUAUUUUUAUUAAACCUGCCCCUACCAAAGUGUGGGGGACAAAAUAAGUAUUUAUCUCCUCAAAUGCCACAUUCCCGGUAGGGAUAGACCAGGAUGCUCUGUGACGCAGUAAGAAACCAAUAAAGUGGGGCCGGGGAUUUAGCUCAGUGGUUCCGCUGCCUGCCUAGCAAGCACAAGGACCCGAGUUCGAUCCCCAGUACCAAAAAAAAAAAAAAAGAAA